CUUCAAGAUAAUGUAAUCUUUAUUUCAGAUUUACAAGUUGCAACCCAAUAGCCGCAUAGUGGCAUGUGCACCAUCAAAUUCUGCUUCAGAUAUUAUUGCUGUGCGUCUCCUGGAACACAUCUCAAGACAUCACAUGUUGCGUAUGCAUGCAGAAUCAAGGAUGAUAUCAAGCAUUCCGGAAAAUUUAAAGGAUAUGUCCAACAUACAAGAGGGCAAAAUUUACACACCAUCGGAUGAGAAACUUAUGGCGUACAAGAUCAUAAUUUGUACAUUGGUGACGGCUGGGAAGAUAGCAGGAGCUUCCCUCCCUCAAGGUCACAUAACUCAUGUGUUUCUAGAUGAGUGUGGCCAUGCCAUGGAGCCUGAAGCCAUGUCAGCACUGGCAGGAAUCGUAGAGAAGGAAGCUCAGGUGGUGUUGACUGGGGACCCUCACCAAUUAGGUCCUGUUAUUAGGAACACCCAGUGCUUCACAGGCAAUGAAAAUCUCUUCCACAAGAAUGGCCUAGAUAAGUCCUAUCUGGAAAGGCUGAUGGAGAUGCCUAUGUACAGGGAUAGCAACGGCCAUUACAACAGGCAGGUUGUGACCAAACUGCUCAAUAACUACCGUUCACAUGCUUCUAUUCUCAAGGAACCUAAUGAGAUGUUCUAUGACUCUGAACUCAGGGUAUGAUCCUCUCUUCAACCUUUCUUUUCUCAUUGAUUUGUAACAGAUAAGCAUACAUUGAUUAUGAAUUCAGAGUUUUUGAUAUACAAUUCACAUUAUUGCAUGAUCCUAUUAAAAAGAUUAUAUACAAUUACAAAAGAGAAAAUGUUAUUGACAAGACUUCAAUUCCUCACCUUUGAGGACAUCAGCAAUGAUAUAUUCAUACAUAUAUUCAUCUCUUGGUGCCAGUUCAGAGGGAUGACAUUGGGAAUUAAAUUGAUACUGCAUGGCUGGUGUUCAUCUCAUAUGUACACCCAAGAGUCAAGGUGUUUUAUUUACAUCUUGCCUUAGAUUUAUUUUUAUGAGCAUGAUAGGUGAAAGUCAGUGAUCACGCCCUCCCAAGAU
Molecule: messenger RNA, 1048 nt
Organism: Penaeus monodon (black tiger shrimp)
Lineage: Eukaryota; Metazoa; Arthropoda; Malacostraca; Decapoda; Penaeidae
Product: putative helicase mov-10-B.1
Exons: 4
Coding region: 134-670 (178 amino acids)
Molecular function (GO): helicase activity
Source: RefSeq, a predicted model, not a curated record